UCCACCAUUAGCGCGACUGCUUCCUGCCACUGCCGCGCCGCCCUGCUUCAUUCUCUGCCGGAGAUUCAUUUGCAGCUGACAAGUUCAUUCCCACGUCACCAGUCAAUGUUGUUUUAUUGGUUUUGCAGUUUAUAAACCCUUUCCAUUUGUCAAAAUGGUACUUAUUGCUGCUGCAGUGUGUACAAAGGCGGGAAAAGUUAUAUUUUCUCGCCAAUUUGUGGAAAUGACAAAGGCAAGAAUCGAAGGACUGUUGUCAGCUUUUCCUAAGCUUAUGUCUUCUGGCAAGCAGCACACGUUUGUUGAAACAGAAUCAGUGAGAUAUGUGUAUCAACCUCUUGACCGCCUCUACAUGCUUUUGAUCACAACAAAGGCCAGUAACAUUUUGGAAGAUCUGGAGACCCUUCGUCUUUUCUCUCGUGUGAUUCCAGAGUAUUGUCAUAGUAUGGAUGAGGCUGAAAUUUUGGACAAUGCCUUCAAUCUAAUUUUUGCAUUUGAUGAAAUUGUGGCUCUUGGCUACCGAGAAAGUGUUAAUCUGGCACAAAUACGCACGUUUGUUGAAAUGGACUCCCAUGAAGAGAAGGUCUACCAAGCUGUUCGUCAGACUCAAGAACGGGAGGCCAAGAAUAAAAUGCGGGAAAAGGCAAAAGAAUUGCAUCGCCAAAAAAUUGAAAAUGCUAAACGGGGUAUCAAAGGCUCUAACAGUAGCUAUGGAGGAUCUGGAGGCUUUGGUGUGACUAUGUUGGCUGGCUCCAACUUCAAAUCAGGUUCUGAAUCAAUGCGAGAAAGCACUGAAGUCCCUCGCUCUUCUUACACCCCUAUUUCGAAGCCGUCAAAUGCUCCUAAGGCAAUGAAAUUGACUAGCAAAGGUCGUGAUGUGGAUUCAUUUGUAGAAUCAUUGAAAUCAGAGGGAGAAACUGUUGGGGCUGAUGUUGUCAAACCAACUGGUACAACACAAAAAAUUACAACAGCUCAUCCUGACAAUAUUGAUCCGAUUCAUCUAAGACUUGAAGAAAGAAUGGUUGUGGAAGUGGGUAGGGAUGGUGGAGUGCGGAAUUUAGAGGUGCAUGGCUUUGCUACCUUGCGCAUCAGUGAUGAUAAAUUUGGCCGCAUCAGAGUGUGUCUUGAAAAUAAAGACCAGCGUGGCAUCCAAUUACAGACCCAUCCCAAUGUGGACAAAGAACUCUUUAAAUUGAAGUCUCAAAUCGGCUUGAAGAACCCUGCAAAGCCAUUCCCUAUGCACACUGAUGUUGGUGUUUUGAAGUGGAGGUUCCAUUCUACUGAUGAAUCCUCUGUGCCCUUGUCAAUCAAUUGUUGGCCAUCUGAAAACGGGCAAGGAGGGUGUGAUGUCAACAUUGAAUAUGAACUGGAACAUACUCAUUUGGAGCUGAAUGAAGUGUGCAUCACAAUUCCACUUCCCAUGGGAUGCAAUCCUGUGGUGGCAGAAUGUGAUGGUGAAUACAAUUAUGACAGCCGAAAAAAUGUUAUUACCUGGUCCAUGCCAAUCCUGGAUUCUUCCAACAAAUCGGGUUCUAUGGAAUUCGCAGCACCGAACUGCAACCCUGAUGAUUUUUUCCCCCUACAAGUGAACUUUGUUUCUAAGCAGUCCUAUGCUCACUUGAAGAUCACUGAGGUUAUGCAAGUUGAUGAUGAUGUGCCUGCUAAGUAUUCAUCAGAAACUGUGCUGUUUGCUGAAAAAUAUGAAAUUGUUUAGGACCUACUGUAAGGUUUUUUCUCUGUAAAGUGACCUGGAUAAUAUGUAUCUUGUUGUGAAUGUACCGUGAUAAAAGAUGUGAAAAUCAACUGUAACAUGGUGAAAAUACAUGCAACACCAUGAGAAUUAUGUAGGUAAUUUAAUUGAAAUUGUGGUCAGUAUGUGUUUCUAGAAAAACAAAAUGAGAACUGGACAAUGUUUUUAUAAAUUCAGUAUUUUCUUUUGCAUUGAAAUAAUAAUUCUAUGACCUGUUCAGACAUUCUAAUUCUAAAGCUAGAUUCUUUGAAGUUCAUAUUUUUUACUUGAAAUAUAUUCCAAUGAUAAGCAUUUCUAUCUAUGAUCAUUACGAGGUUUAUUCCAUCAAAUCUAGUUGAUAAAGUCUUAAAACCUCGGUUACUUUAUUCUUGGAAAUUAAAAGACGAGAUCUCCUAUUUUCUUGUCUGUGUUUUGGUAUAUCCUCAUUGAGGUAUCUGGCGCGGCUCCAGGGGGUAAUUACCUAGGGCUACCUCGGUACUAGAAGGUGGGCCGAAACCAUCACCUCUUGUUGGCAAUUACUCGUCUCUUAAAGAAAUCCUGGAGCCAUGCCUCUGAGGUAUAUGGGUUCGAGAAGGAAAGAAUGAAAGAGUACAUGUUAUUGGUUUAUAGAUGUUGAAUGAGCACUUGGUUUUCUUAAUUUAUGCAUUAAGUUGUGCAGUUUUCAUCCCCUUAUCUAUGUUUUAUUGUACAAUUGGAAUGUAUGUAUUGUCAAAAUGAAAUUACUACCUUCAUUAGUUACAGGAUCAAGCUUUUAUUUGUAUGUUGGGGAAACUUUUAUGUCUUAUAAGAUAUGCAUUGAUGUCGAGAGAUAUUAAAUGAGAUGACUCCAUUGUUUUUGUAAUAGUUCACUUUGUUAUUUUAAAACUUCCAUGCAAUAUGGCUGAACUGUCUGAAUCAUUGUGUAUGCAGCAAACGCAUGCAACUUGAAGAGAUCUACCCUAUCAUAGAUAUUUAAUAAAAAUUUGAACAUCAACAUCCCUCAUUAUUCUGCUAUGUGGAGAGCAGUUUGUAGAUAGAAGAAAUUAGUUUCGUGCUAUGAGUGUGGAUAUUCAUUUUUGUUUAGUUGUUUUGUUGUACUUUAUCAAUUUUUAACAAAGGCUUUACUUUUGCGGCCAGAUUUCCAAAUAAAAGAAACUACUAUUAUUA
This is a messenger RNA of Thrips palmi, 2893 nucleotides long. It is a transcript of the gene deltaCOP, whose product is annotated as coatomer subunit delta. Bases 155 to 1711 code for a protein of 518 amino acids. The transcript is spliced from 11 exons. Gene Ontology annotation, cellular component: cytosol; COPI vesicle coat. Gene Ontology annotation, biological process: retrograde vesicle-mediated transport, Golgi to endoplasmic reticulum; Golgi localization; endoplasmic reticulum to Golgi vesicle-mediated transport. The record is from RefSeq and is a predicted model, not a curated record. NCBI's taxonomy places the organism in Eukaryota, Metazoa, Arthropoda, Insecta, Thysanoptera, Thripidae.